GCUGUGUGUGUGCUAUGUGUUUACCUGUGUGUCUUCCGUUCGUCAGUGUGGUUUAUGGUUAAAAUGCAAGCACAGUGGAAACUCCGCCUAUCAAAAGUAAAAUUACAGCAACCAAAAAAAGGCAGCGUGCCGCAGAGGCUCCAUUUCCUCAGAGAGGCAGAGAGAGAGAGAGAGAGAGAGAGAGAGGGAGAAAGAGAGGGUUUAGGUUCUGAUUAAUGUUCCCAUCACAAAAGAGAGACAGAGAGUCUGAAUGGAACGGACAGGGAGAAUGUGAGAAACAGGGGUAGCACUAGUGCCGGCGCUGACAGACUCACCCACCAGCCAGCCGAUUGAUCGAAGCCGCUGAAGGCAGAAGAGUUGGGGAAAAAGAAGAAAAAAGAAAAAAGAGGAGGAAAAAGCAAUACAUAAAGAGAGAUACCAAGAGGCCGGGGAGAGACAGAGCAACUUACUGACAGAGAACAGCCGGCAUACGUCUGGCCAUCGAAAAAGCUGCCAUGAGACAAUGCUCCACCUGCGUCCUUCUCAUCCUUACCUUCCUGCACACAGGCGGAUCCAACAGCAAGAUCGCCGUCUCCCACAGGUGGGUGGGAGACGCGCUGAUUGUGACCUGUGACAUUCUGAGUGAGGACAGGGUGACCCAAAUCAACUGGGAGUGGGUCUGGGGAUACAAUCGCACCAAACUGGGGACCUUCCACCCUGAGCACGGCACCUACAUUGCCCCGGAGCACAAAGGAAGUGUGGAAAUCCAGGGCAGCUCCUCGCCCCGCACUACCUCUCUCAUUCUGCUGGGGGCAGACACGAGCAACAGCAGCCUGCUCUGCUGUGUGUUCAUCACCUUCCCCUCCGGGAGCUUGGAGGGCUGCGCAGACACCAGCAGCACACUGGCAGCAGAGGCUCAGGAAGCAGAGACCCAGGAGCAGGCAGACCCUGUGGGAUGGUGGAAGCUGGUGGUGAUUGUCGCCGUUGUCUCCCUCCCAGCACUGAUCACCUGCUUCUACCUUUGCUGGAGGUGUUGCAGCAGGAGACAAGUGUUUCAGGUAGAACGCACAUAUCUCACAGACCCACAGACAGAGGACUCAACAAGGGAGAUGGCCCAGCCUCCUCCCCAACAAGACCAACCUGAGGCAUUUGACCCUUCAAAGCUUUACACCAAGAUAAAAAUUGACUAUUACUACGGCAGACUGUGGAAGGCCUAUGAGAGCAGCACCCGCUGGGCAGCGGGUCCCCAGACAAACCCCCGCAGGAUUUAUUAUCUACUGGGGGAGCAUCUACAACCAGAGAAAGGCGAUGAGGGCCUCCAGCAGGAAUGAGCCGCACUGCUGGCCUUGGUCUGCUAUUUCAGCCAUAGUGCGGCAUCCAAUUUGGGGCACAUACCGGCAGUGUUACCACAGAUAUUCUGUAUUGUGACCAGAUAUUCACCUCCUGUGUUCCUUCCGUGCUCUGUCUGGAAGGUGCCAGGGAUAACAGGAGAUUCCGGUAUUGUCUGCCCUGCUAUGCUAUUGUUGAAGGGGGCCCUUCAAAAAUGUUCAUAACCUGCCAGAGAACACAGUGCUUGUAGCUUCAACAAUGGCAGUAACAGAACUUUAGAUAGGAAGCACACCAAGCUGAUUGCUUGGUCAAUAUAUAGAUGAUCUCAAAAUAUAGGUACAUAUCACUGCAAAUCUCAGGGAAAAAAUACUCUGCUACUUCAUUGUUUAAAUGUAGUCACUAACCACUUUUUUAGCAUAAAGUGUAAUGCUUAGUUUUCAGGGUUGCCAGUUUUCUUCAUUCUUUCUUUUUUUAAACAGAGCUGUCUUUAAAUAAGCAUGGAAAGUCUGACAACCUCAUAAUGACCAACAGGAUCAACAGAUUUUAUGAAUGUUACAAAUUGUGCCAAAAUACCGCUUCAGAGAAGAAGACUUGCACAAUACAUAAUAGUGCGUUUUCAAACAUGACCAACACUCUUGUCGCGUAUACAUUAUGUUACCUGCAUAUGGAAGAAAAACGAGGGUUAUGAUAUGGGUAAUCUAA
This is a messenger RNA of Megalops cyprinoides (Indo-Pacific tarpon), 2010 nucleotides long. Its product is annotated as immunoglobulin domain-containing protein. Gene Ontology annotation, biological process: positive regulation of immunoglobulin mediated immune response; positive regulation of Fc receptor mediated stimulatory signaling pathway; positive regulation of mast cell activation. Bases 495 to 1310 code for a protein of 271 amino acids. The transcript has 5 exons. Gene Ontology annotation, cellular component: external side of plasma membrane. Lineage: Eukaryota; Metazoa; Chordata; Actinopteri; Elopiformes; Megalopidae. The record is from RefSeq and is a predicted model, not a curated record.